GCAUCAUGUCCACUUGUUUUGGCCAUAUAGUCGGCAACAGUUUUUAAAAAAUCUACUCCACGUUUCGCAGACAUUUUCGGCCAGCGAUUUCCACACUAUUGAAGCAAGAAUAAAACUAAAAUUACAUCAUAAUCGCAACAGCACGCAAAAAGGUGAUUACUUUGUGGAACAAUAACAAAUAACCAACAACCAAUACUCGUCGCAAGCAGAGUUGUAUUUUAUUUAGAAAUGUCAGACGUUACGGACAAGGGUUUGAAAAUAACCCAACUGGCCAUUAGUGAAUUCAAAGUGGAUACAGCACAUGACUUCUGUUUGGCAUCUGUGGACAAUGAUAUUAUAUUGGGAGGAAAUUCACAUGAAUUCCAUAUAUUGGAAAUGAUGUAUUCAGUGGAAAUGUUAAUACCCUUGCCAUUUAACAUUAAAAAUGUACUAGUCUCGCAAGAUAAACCACUUGUCAAUUUCAUUAGUCCUAUUGAUUUGGUAAGAAUAUACGAAACGGCCAACGUCAUGGAAAGUCAAGAGCUAUCCCUUGAUCCUUUGUAUGUAUAUGAAUGUUCUGUAGAACCAGCUAAAGCAAGGCUGCUACAAGCUGAUUUAGUAAGAGACAAUCGAAAUUCACUUUUUUGCUGUGUGCUUAACUCUUAUGGAGCAUGUGAUGUACUGCAGAAAGAUGUUUUGACACACGAGUGGAAAAUAUUAAAGACAAAUCUCAAUAGAACUUUGAUGACCAAUGUAUUCCCGUCAGACAAAUCGUCGAAAAAGAUAAAAAAUUUUACAACUUUUAAAAAACUUGUUGAUACAUAUACAAUUACGGCCUUUGUAUGGUCUUAUGUUGGAGAUAUGCACAUGAUAUAUGUUGCCACAGCUGCUGGUUAUGUUGUUGCCUUAAAGUUCUCCUUGGAGGAUCGAGAAUUUGUGGAAUUAUUCCGUUGUAAGACAUCUUUAGAGAGAAUUACAUACAUGGCAACAAGAGACAACCUUCUCAUUGUGACAUGUAAUCUGGGACAAAUUGCUUCGUUGACAAUUGACCCGUUGGAAAUGACCUUAACGGAAAAACAAUAUCUAUGGAGUAAAAAGGAUCGUAUGAGUUGCCGUAAAGCUGUAAUUGGUUAUAGCCAACAGUGGGAAUCUUACUUUAUUGUAUGUUCCAAGGGAGCGCAUAUUUUGGCAUAUCGUCUCGAUAACGAGGGCAAUUUAUUAUCAAAUUCCACUCUGUACACCAAAGGUAUAAAAAUAACUGGUUUGGAAAAUAUUUCUGCGGAGGAAUAUUUAGUUACUUCAAUACUUGGCAUAAUUACCUAUGUUCACAUUUCUUGUCCUUCUAAUGAAGAACUCGUUCUAGAAACCAAAAAUGUCGAGCAUAAUAUCGAUACAACAAAUCUACAAAUCCUAGGAGUUGCUGCCUCGAAAUGGCGUAGUUUAUGGACAUUUUUUCUAUCGCGCAACAAGGACUAUACGCAUCAAUCAAAAAAUUCUUCAAACACGGCAUUUACAUGCGUUUGUAAAAUAAACAAUCAGGAUAGCCUAAUCAAACUUAUAAAUCUUAACAUAAAUGCUAUGGACAACGCUCAAGAUUUGGUAAUGUCAAUAAAUUUGGACAUAAUCAAUAGUUUAAAUGCGGAUGCAUAUCAGGAAUUUAUGAAUGUCAGCCGUAUAAACAUUCCGAAAAAUGUCAAUGACGCCUACCUUCAGAAGGUACAAAUUAAGCUACUAAUUGUAAGAAAUAUGGCGAAAUAUCAGAUGGUUAAAUACAAAAAUAUUAAACAAAAUACUCAAUUGGAAUUGCAUUUCUUAGAGUCGAUUGUUCAGAUGAUUUAUAUUAUUCUAAGAUUGCAACAUUUACAGGCCGUCCAAAAGCCUGACGUUAAACUGUCUUCAUUUCAAGAGUUGUCCGUGGCCUGCAUGCAAUCGCAAUUCUGUCGUUUAUUAAAUGCCAUAAUGAACAAUGAAGAUGAAGAAAACAAUUUAAAAAAUACAAGGGAAAGUUCUGCAAAAGUCCUCAGUGCCGAAUAUGAAAAAUUUCGCUUCGGAGUCGAUAGAUUCACAUACAAACCAGAACGGUGUGAAAUGUGUGACGCUGAGAUUAGUGUAACCACUUUUGACAAAUGCCGCGAGGGGCACGACAUAAAAAGAUGCACCAUUUCAUUUAUUCAGUUGCCCAUGUUACGGACGAAUUAUUGUCCACAUUGUUUUGCCUUGGUUACAGAUAAAGAUGUUGAAUUAAUGGAGUUGUUUCCACCAAAUGAAAAUAUUAAAUGUACAUUUUGUAGAUUUCUAAUAAAACACGAUAACGUUUAAAUUGAAA
Musca domestica (house fly) is the source of this 2305-nucleotide messenger RNA. RefSeq lists its product as uncharacterized. Lineage: Eukaryota; Metazoa; Arthropoda; Insecta; Diptera; Muscidae. The transcript has 5 exons. The record is from RefSeq and is a predicted model, not a curated record. Bases 229 to 2298 code for a protein of 689 amino acids.